Molecule: messenger RNA, 1113 nt
Organism: Salvia hispanica
Lineage: Eukaryota; Viridiplantae; Streptophyta; Magnoliopsida; Lamiales; Lamiaceae
Source: RefSeq, a predicted model, not a curated record
AUGCCUAAGGAGAAAGCUAAGGAGAAUACUACUUCGUCUUUACCCCCACCGCACUACUCCAGAGAGAAACGGAAGUGGGAUGAGCCUAGAGCUUCACACGAUGGAAAACGGCACCAGUCGAGCCAGCAUCGGUCCCAGUACGAAGGAGGGCAGCGUACGUCUAGCCAGAGAGGAGACUACCGACCGAGGGCACCACAAUGCAAUGUGUGCUCUAAGUACCAUUUCGGAGAAUGCCGGUACCAGAACGUGAUCAAGUGCUACACUUGUGGAGGAAACGGUCACUUCUCUAGGGAGUGUCCAAAUAACAAGAUAGGAUCGGGAUCGAGACGGAACGAUCAGGGAUCCCGUCAACAAGCGAGGGCACCGCAAAGUGAAUCAGGAGGAAAUCGCGACUCAUCAUCGCGGCAACAACAACCUCACCGCCCCAGACUUCCUCCCCAAGCUAGAGCGUUCGCGCUGGAACAAAAGAAGCCGAAGAAGGAACAAGACGAUCGUGGGAAAGGAAAUUUGACAGGUAUGGGCAAAAUUCUCAACACCCUUGUUGUUGUGUUGUUUGACACGGGCGCAUCGCACUCGUUUAUAUCUGAAUUAUGUGUGCGCACUUUGAGCUUGCCUACUAGCGAAUCUGAACGUAGAAUGAUGGUGUCCUCACCAGUAGGAGGAAUGAUAGAAAUAUCUAGAACGUGCUCGAACAUAGAAAUUGUUAUGGGAGAACUUAAGAUAGUUGCUCACGACUUACGAGUCCUAAAGAUGGAGGAUAUCGAUAUAAUCUUGGGAAUGGACUGGCUGACAACGAACUUUGCGACGAUUCGUUGUAAGGAGAGGCAGAUAUCUCUACAAGCUCCGGGAAGCGAACCCACCAUAUACCACGGAAUCUCGAUGAACCGGCGCACCGCCAUUAUAUCCGCGCUUCAAGCGACCACAAUGAUGAAAAAGGGGCGAACUGCCUAUCUUGUCUACCUCCAUGGAGAGGAGAAGAACGAAAAGAAGAUGGAAGAUGUUGCUGUCGUGCAAGAAUUUCCAGACGUUUUUCCAGAAGUGUUACCUGGACCACCGCCAGAUCGACAAUUGGAGUUCACAAUUGACCUUGAACCGGGAGCCGCACCCACCUAG